GACGAAUUGGUUUGCGGCCUAGUUGGUUACCGGGGCUACCAGGGUUUAAGAGUAAGGUAUCGCAGAUACCGAAAUCCAGCGACGCGGCACCUGCACACCGAGCAGUGAGAGUUGGCCAUGGACACGCUGAGGGCUCUGGAGCCGCUGCACCGCGUCUGCCAGGUGUGCAACCUGUGGCCCUGGCGCCUCGCCCCCCAGCCGGACACGGAGGGCAUCCUGCUGCGCCGAACGCGCUGGCUGGAGCUCUACGGCUGGACCGUGCUGACGGCGGCCAGCGGCUUCACUGCCUACGGCCUCUUCCAGGAGAGCAGCGACCAGGAGAAGUCGCAGGGGGAGGAAGAAUCGUCAACCAUCUCCAGCAUUGGCCACACGGUGGACUUCAUCCAGCUGGUGGGCCUGCGGGUGGCCCACCUGGCCGCCCUGCUGGAGGCUCUGUGGCAGCGGCAGGCGCAGCGGGAGUUCUUCGUGGAGCUAGGCGAGAUCGACCACCAGCUGUCCAAGGCCUUGCGGGUGGACGUGAACGGCGUUCGUCUCCAUAUGCGCCGGCAGACGAUGCGCCGGGCUGUGUGGAUGAUGUGGGGCUAUGCGGUCAGCCAGACGCUCAUGCUGGGCGCCAAGCUUCUCGACCAGAGCCACCGCUUUCCAGUGUACUGGAUCUGCUACCUACUGCCCCUGCUCGUUUGCGGUCUGCGCUACUUUCAGAUCUUCACCGCCACCCAGAUCGUGCGCCAGCGCCUGGACGUGCUCCUGGAGGCCCUGCAGCAGCUCCAGCUGCAGCAGAAGAGCCAGGCGGGGGACGAUGGGCUAGAGGAGCGGGCCGAUGUCGAGCAGGCGGCCAUGGAGCGGCUGCUUGCCGUGAGACUCGUUUACCAGCGGGUGUGGGCCCUGGUGGCCCUGCUGAACCGCUGCUACGGACUCUCCAUGCUGAUGCAGGUGGGCAACGACUUCCUGGCCAUCACCUCGAACUGCUACUGGAUGUUCCUCAACUUCCGCCAGUCGGCGGCCUCGCCCUUCGACAUCCUGCAGAUCGUGGCCAGCGCCGUGUGGUCUGCCCCCCACCUGGGCAACGUGCUCGUCCUUUCGCUGCUCUGCGACCGAACUGCCCAGUGUGCCACUCGCCUGGCCCUCUGCCUGCACCAGGUGAGCGUGGAUCUGAGGAACGAGUCCCACAAUGCGCUGAUCACCCAGUUCUCGCUGCAGCUGCUCCACCAGAGGCUCCACUUCAGCGCUGCAGGUUUCUUCAAUGUGGACUGCACCCUUCUCUACACGAUCGUGGGUGCCACCACCACAUACCUGAUUAUCCUGAUCCAGUUCCACAUGAGCGAGACCUCCAUGGGCGGUGGAUCGAGCGGAGGGUAGUGCUAUGCAGGAGAGAC
Molecule: messenger RNA, 1376 nt
Organism: Drosophila biarmipes
Lineage: Eukaryota; Metazoa; Arthropoda; Insecta; Diptera; Drosophilidae
Gene: Gr2a
Product: putative gustatory receptor 2a
Exons: 5
Coding region: 118-1359 (413 amino acids)
Biological process (GO): sensory perception of taste
Cellular component (GO): membrane; axon; neuronal cell body
Source: RefSeq, a predicted model, not a curated record